Triticum aestivum (bread wheat) is the source of this 5874-nucleotide messenger RNA. Its product is annotated as protein argonaute 12. Gene Ontology annotation, molecular function: protein binding; RNA binding. Bases 2348 to 5512 code for a protein of 1054 amino acids. Lineage: Eukaryota; Viridiplantae; Streptophyta; Magnoliopsida; Poales; Poaceae. The record is from RefSeq and is a predicted model, not a curated record. The transcript has 22 exons.
CCUGUGCCGGAAGGUAGAAUGCAUAAAGGUAAAUUUGAAACAGUUCAAGAAAGAUUAAGGAAGAGAUUGGUUGACUGGAGUGAGCAAUACAUGUCUUCAGGCAAUAAAGAGAUCCUAAUUAAGUCAGUUGCUCAGGCUAUUCCAGCUUAUGUGAUGAGUGUGUUUAAGCUCCCAGCUUCUGUUUGUGAUGAGUUAACCCGCUUGAUGCGUCAGUACUGGUGGGGCAUUGAGAAAGGGAAGAGUAAGAUGGCAUGGCUCAGUUGGGACAAGAUGAGAUUACCUAAAGCUAUCGGAGGCAUGGGCUUCAGAGAUAUGAGGGCUUUUAACCAGGCACUGCUUGCUAAACAGGCCUGAUGACUCAUUGAUACACCAAAUAGCCUAUGUGCUAGAUUGUUGAAGGCAAAGUAUUUUCCUGCAGGGCAUUUGCUAGACACGGUUUUUUCCAAUAGCGGCUCAGCAGUUUGGAAAGGAAUAUUGCAUGGUCUGGAUUUACUAAAGAAGGGUAUUAUUUGGCUGGUAGGGGACGGUGCUUCGAUCAGAACCUGGAGGGAUCCAUGGAUCCCGAGGGCCUCUUCUUUUCGCUCUAUAACGCCGAAACGUUCAUCCCACCUGAACCGUGUUUCUGAUUUCCUUGAUGAGCAUGGUGCAUGGCGGAUGGAGCGACUAAGGCAGAGUUUUUGACAGAUGGACAUAGAUUUUAUCCUGAAAAUCAGAAUGUAUCCAAGGCAGCGCUGUGAUUUCAUUUCUUGGUAUCCAGAGAAGACUGGACAAUUUUCUGUGAGGAGUUCUUACAAAUUGGCUACAUGUGAUCAUGACACAGCGUUUGCGGGAGGUGCUUCUUCUUUGGCACCGAACGACAAGAGAUCAAUAUGGAAUAGUGUGUAGAAGUCAUCGGUGCCUCUGAAGAUGCGGAUUACAGCUCAGAAAGUGGUUUCUGGAGCGCUGCCGACAAUACUUUGCAAAAGAGUGUGGUUUUGUGUAGCUGGAGCUACACGGUACAGAUACAUAUCUAAGCGCUCUACAUGUCCUUUAUGCGGUGUGGAGGAGGAGAACGGUUUCCAUGCUUUAGUUGCUUGCACUCACGCGCGCAAUAUAUGGUUGGGAAUGAGAUCCCGUUGGCCCCUACCGCCGGAUGAUUUCUUGGUUAACUCCGGCAAGGAGUGGUUAUUGAAUCUGCUUACUUUGUGUUCAGAAGAUGUCCGGGAUAUGGUGGUCAUGCUGAUAUGGCGUAUCUGGCAGUUGAAGACAGAUGCUUCACAUGGUAAGGAAUGCCCACCGGUGGACGUCACUGUGGAUUUCCUGGAUAGCUAUCACAAGUCUAUCAAACUCGCUGGACGCUUUAGUACAGACGAGAUAAUCAAAGGGAAGAUGAGUGUGUCCGACCUUGGGCCUGGUAAGUCAGAGACUCGCCACCCCGCUCCGUGGCCAGCACCAGCGCCGGGCACCGUCGCCCUAUCCGUGGAUGGGUCAUUUCGGGACUCGGAUGGGUCUGCCGCAGCGAGGAUGAUUCUUCGAGAUGAGUCAGGUGCAGUGUUGUUCACCGCUUACCGUUACAUCUUCCAUUGUAACGAUGCUUUGGAAGCGGAGUUUCAUCAUUGUCUAGCAAUGGUCUCAUUAGAUCAGCUUAUGGUCAUUUAGUCCUUGAGAUAAAGGAACUAAUGAGUAAUAGGGAGUUUUUACCUCAAAAAAUUCAUCGUAGCCAAAAUUGUGUUGCAGAUCGGUUGACCAGUUAUAGCCGCUCCGAGCGGACCACGGAUGUGUGGGUACGCUCGGUUCCACCCUAUAUCGAAGAGUUGUGGCCUCUUGAUUGUAACACUUCCUUUUACCCCGGAAAAAAAAUGCUAGCACGAUUUGGGGUGUGGGCUGCGUGCUAGGAAGAAAGCACGAUCGAUUCGGCCACCGCAGCGCAGCGGUUCACGGGCCAAAUUUUGAUGCGCCGCCACGCGCCCCGAUAAUCCUUCAUCAUUGCCUCUGCCGCAGCGUGCGUUAAUGGCGAUUAGACGUGGUGGGGCCGCGCGAGAACGUGCGCCGGUUCCGCGAGCGCGAGAGGCAGGAGGAGGAGGAGGAGAAUGCGAUGCGACGACCCCGGUCCGUACGUCGAUGGCACCGCUCCGGCUCCGCUGCACGCGUGUACCGAGGCGCUCCCCGCUCCCAGUCCCUGACACGCGGGCUCGUGCCUGCCUGGCUCCGCAUGUCAUUGGCAUUUCUCUUAUGAGCGAUACGUCCGCGAGCCCAUCUUUCCGUCUUUCUAUAUAGCUAGCGUCGCCCAAGCCGCUUCACCUCCAAAAGGCUUCGCUCUCCUGUGCCGCUGUCAACUCCAUAGGUAGGGUACCGACCUAGCUUGUCCAUGUCUGCGCGAGGCGGUGGAGGUGGCAGGCGCGGCGGCCACGGCCGCGGCGGCGAGCCCUCCGGAGCGCAGGAGGGUGGCCGCGGACGGGGUGGUGGUGGUGGAGGCGGCCGAGGGACGGGACCGGGCGGGGACCUCGGUGGCGAGCGCGGCCGCGGAGGACACGGACGCGGCCAUGCCGGCGAACAGGAGCCACAUGGCCGACGCGGCGGGGGCGGCCGAGGGAGCGGCCGAGGUGGCGAGCGCGGUGGACAUCGCGACGACGCGGCGAGAGGCCGAGGUGGUCGAGGCGGCUACACCUCGUCGCCCUCGCAGCCUGCAGCUGGCGGGAGGGGUGGCGUCGCCGCUGUAGGGGAGCACUACCCGCGUUACGGUGGCACUGGACCUGGCCGAGCCGGCCAGCCAGUGGCGGCCCCGACGGCGGCGGUGGAGGUGCUGGGUGCCGAGGUGGAGCGGAUGAUGGUGCUCUCUAAGGCCGCAGGCGAGCGGCCGUCGUCGUCGUCCUCGGCUCCGGUGGCGGCGGAGGAGCAGCGGAGGGUCGUCAUGGAGCCUCGGGUGCCGGCGGCGCCAGCGAAUCUGCCGCCGGUGUCGAGCAAGGCGGAGAAGUUCCCGGCGCGGCCGGGGUUCGGGACCAUCGGGCGGAGGUGCCGCGUCCGCGCCAACCAUUUCCUCGUGCAGGUCGCCGACAAGGAGAUCUACCACUACGAUGUGGCAAUUGAUCUGGAAACGAGGUCUCGCGGAUGGAACAGAUCAAUAAUCAACGAACUAGUUAAAUUGCACAAGGAACACUUGGACGGUAGGCUGCCUGUUUAUGAUGGAAGGAAGAGCCUAUAUACUGCUGGUGCACUGCCAUUCAAGAGCAAAGUAUUUGUCGUCAAACUUGCUAAUGCCGCGAAAGCGAAUAAACGGGAGGAGGAAUACAAGCUGACCGUAAAGCUUGCUUCAAAUCUGGAUAUGUACAGCGUUCGGCAGUUUUUGGCUGGUAGAAGCAGGGAGCUUCCACAGGACACUAUCCAAGCUCUCGACAUCGCCCUAAGGGAGAGCCCCACAACAAAGUAUGUAUCGAUAUCUAGAUCGUUCUUCUCUCAGUCAUUUGGACAUGGUGGCGCGAUUGGCAACGGUGUCGAAUGCUGGAGGGGUUAUUACCAAAGUCUUCGGCCCACACAGAUGGGAUUGUCACUAAAUAUUGAUAUUUCUGCAACGGCAUUUUACAAGGCCCAAGCAGCGGUGGAAUUUGCUCUUGAAUAUCUGAAUAUCCGAGAUGCUUCAAGGCCCUUGAUUGAUCAGGAUCGCAUUAAGUUGAAGAAAGCCCUUAGAGGUGUCCGGGUUGAGGCCACUCAUCGGACGGAUAAAACCAUACGCUACAAGAUCACUAGUGUAUCCUCAGCUCCAUUGAAGGAAUUAAUAUUUGAUCAAGAUGGUGUGCGCGUAUCAGUAGUCCAGUACUUUAAGAAGCAAUACAAUUACACUUUGAAAUAUACCAAUUGGCCAUGCCUUCAGGCUGGCAGUGACAGCAGACCGGUCUAUUUGCCUAUGGAGGUUUGCAGCAUUGUUGGAGGGCAAAGAUAUUCUCGGAAGUUGAAUGAACGCCAAGUUUCAAGCAUACUAAAGAUGGCAUGUGAAAGACCAGCUCAACGGGAGAGCAGUGUUCUAGAGAUUGUUAAUAGGAAUAAUUAUGGCAAUGAUGAAUAUUCCAAAGAAUUUGGCAUGAAAGUCAUGAACCAACUUGCAUUGGUCGAUGCUCGUGUACUACCUGCCCCAAGGCUUAAAUAUCAUGACUCUGGACGGGAAAAAGAAUGUAAUCCUUCAGUAGGACAAUGGAACAUGAUAAACAAGAGAAUGGUGAAUGGUGGAUCUAUCAACUAUUGGGCAUGUCUAACUUUCGCGUCUCGACUUCAUCCAAACGACAUUGGCAUGUUUUGCCGUGAUCUGGCUCACAUGUGCAAUAGCAUUGGCAUGGUAAUGAACAUGGAACCAUGCGUGAAUAUCACACAAGCGCGCCGUCAGGACACUGUGGAGUCUGCAAUCAGAAAUAUCCAUAGGCAUUCUGCAGAAGUGCUCACUAAGCAAGGUCUAGAAGGGAAGCAACUUGAAUUAUUGAUCAUCAUAUUACCUGAUAUUAGUGGUUCUUAUGGAAAGAUAAAACGGCUCUGUGAAACCGAGCUUGGAGUAAUAACUCAGUGCUGCUUACCCAAGAAUGUUCAGAAGGGUGGGAAACAAUACCUUGAAAAUCUUUCUCUGAAGAUCAAUGUUAAGGUUGGAGGUCGGAAUACGGUACUUGAAGAUGCUUUGUACAAGAGGAUACCCCUUCUGACUGACGUGCCUACUAUAGUUUUUGGAGCUGAUGUUACCCACCCAGCUGCUGGAGAAGAUGCAUGUCCAUCUAUUGCAGCAGUUGUUGCAUCUAUGGAUUGGCCAGAAGUAACAAAAUACAAAUGCUUGGUCUCUUCACAAGCCCAUAGGGAAGAAAUUAUUGCCGAUCUUUACGCAGAAAUAAAAGAUCCACAGAAGGGGCUUGUCGGCGGUGGGAUGAUAAGGGAGUUGCUUCUCUCAUUCUACAGAGCAACUGGAUGUAAACCUCACAGAAUUAUAUUUUAUAGAGAUGGCGUUAGUGAGGGACAGUUCAGCCAAGUGUUGCUUUAUGAAAUGGAUGCAAUUCGCAAGGCUUGUGCUACUUUACAGGCUGGUUACCUCCCGCCAGUCACAUUUGUUGUUGUGCAAAAGCGGCAUCACACUCGCCUAUUUCCUGAAAAUCAUCGUGCGCGGGAUCUGACGGAUAGAAGUGGGAAUAUCCUACCCGGUACCGUCGUCGACACAAAGAUAUGUCAUCCUACUGAGUUUGAUUUCUACCUCUGUAGCCAUGCUGGCAUUCAGGGAACAAGCCGCCCGACACACUAUCACGUUCUUCUCGACGAAAACCGUUUCAGUGCUGAUGCCCUGCAAACAUUGACCUACAAUCUUUGCUACACCUACGCCCGGUGCACGCGAUCGGUCUCUAUAGUUCCUCCGGCGUACUACGCGCACUUGGCGGCCUUCCGCGCGCGCUACUACAUGGAGGACGAGUUCUCAGACGGGGGCUCGUCGUCGGCCACAGCCCGGUCCGCGCCUGCGAGGCAGCUCCCCAAGAUCAGAGACAGUGUCAAGGAGUUCAUGUUCUACUGCUGAUGUAUGUUUGUGUACGUACGUGUCUGCUGAUCCCUUGCUGGCAAGAACUACGUAGGGUCUCCAUGCCUUUUGCCUAUGGUUGUGCUGCAGAUGGCUUGCUCGAACUAGAGCUGUCUCAUCGAUGCCUUUUGUGGUUUGUGUGACGUGUCGCCUGCAAGAACUGUAGUUUUAGGUUGGUGGGAGUGGGAAGGCUUUGGGAGUACGUAAUUUUGGAGUCAUGGCUUGUAUCCUGGUGGGUACAUUCUUGUAUAUUUUGGGAAAACACUCUGUAUGACACUGUUGGCGAGCUUCGAAGUGACAUCAGUUGUGGACGUGUCUGCUCUCAGUUGGAAAGAUUUUCAGCUAGUUCGCUGUCGUGAUGA